AAGAUGACAGUAUACUCUGACUUAAACACGGAACAUAUUUCCUCUUUCUGACGCUGGAACACCCGAGCCGUGGACACGCGUGUAAAAACAAGUUGUUUUCUUCAAGCGGGGCCACAGAAACCUGAACACACGGAGCUGUCACUCUGACGAGAGAUUUCUUUUUUGUUUUUUUGCACCGUCACUGACACACGAAGAUCCAUUAAAUCACAGGUUGGUGCGCUAUUGGAUCAGGGUUAUUUCAUCGUAAUAAAAAGACGAGUUCAACUGGCGGGAUUUGUCAGAACAUGAACUAAAUCAUCAGUCGUUUCUACCGUAUAGGCUUGCAUUACUGGAAUAGAAGUGCCCUUAAUAGGAACGCAGUCUGACUUCCGUUUAAAGAGUGUGUGCUGACUGUCCUUUGGGCCUGAAGGCAGGUGUCUGAAUCCAGCCGAAUGAACAGAGCGACUGCAAAGCGGUUAAUCGAACGCUACUUUCGACAGUUAACUGAAGGCUGUGGAAAUAGCAACUGCACCAAUGAGUUUUGUGCCUCUUGUUCUAAUUGUCAACCUCUGGAUAACAACGCAGCAGCUGCUAAAGCGCUGGACCUGUUUAAAGUUAAUGCCAAACUCUGUGAUUAUUACCCUUCUGUUGAGUCCAGGUCUGAUGAAAACUCUCUGUUGGGGAGUAAGAUGAGCGCUGAAGAAUUCUCAGAUGUUCACUACCUCACAGAGCACACUGUGUGUAGGAUCCUGAGUCGCUGCGAGGAAGAAGGGAAUUAUUCUGCUCUCGUCCACGUCAUUGGCAGGAUAUUCUCCAAUGCGGAUGCUCUUAUUAAGAGUUUCCGAAAGGAAGAACCAAGUGCCACCAAAAACCUCGAUUCUCUUCAAUCAAAAGAAGAAGAGAAACAGAGCGAUCAGUCCUCAGAAAAGGUCUUCUCCUCUGCUUCCUCGCCUGAUGAAACUCCAAAUGGAGUUCCCAACUCCUGUGAGCCCACAGUAGACAUUGAUGCAGUUCGGAGAGUCUACGACAAACUUCUAUCUAUCGACCAGGUGGAGUCUGCUCUGGUGAACGCCCUCAUUUACCUCACUCCAAACGUAGAACUUGACCUGGAAUAUCUUGACGUGUACGAAACAAACCCAGAUUAUCUGAAUAUCUUCAUCAUAGUGAUGGAGAACAGUAACCUUCACAGCCCAGAGUAUCUUGAGGUGGCGUUACCUCAGUUCUGCAAGGCAAUGAGCAAGCUGCCACUGAUCGCUCUUGCUCGGCUGUCUAAGCUCUGGUCGAUGUGUGGUCUCCCACACAUCCGGCGUAUGAUGGAGACCUUCCAGCAGCUCAUUACUUUCACAGUUCUUAGUAAUGAAUAUGGUAUGGAAAAUCUGGUAAACGACGAUGAGACAGUGGUGGCUGCAACCAAGUGCCUAAAGGUUGUCUUCUACGCAAGCAUCCUUGGCGGGGAGGUGGAUAUAGAGCACAAUGAGGAGGACGACGAAGACUCUGAGUCGGAUGAGCUGACGUUGCAUGAGCUGCUGGGUGAAGAUCGGCUCUAUAAGAAAGGCCCACGGAUUGACCCUUUGGAGAAAGAGCUGGGUGUCCGUCCCAUAGACUGCAUAAAACCCCUCAUACCAUUUGAGGAUUUUAUUAAUGAAUCGGUGAAUGAAGAGAUUGAAAUGGACAAAGAUUUUACCUUUUUUAAAGUCAACGCAGAAACCAAGUUUUCCUUCCAGAGCUGCCCCUUCAUCCUCAGUGUCAUAACAAAAAGCCAGGGGCUGUAUUACGACAACAGGAUCAGGAUGUACAGCGAGAGACGCCUCACAGCUCUCUACAGCAUGGUGCAGGGCCAGCAACCCAACCCCUAUCUCAGGCUCAAAGUACGCCGAGACCACAUCAUUGACGACGCCCUCGUCAGAUUGGAAAUGAUCUCCAUGGAGAAUCCAUCUGAUCUGAAGAAGCAGCUUUAUGUUGAGUUUGAGGGGGAACAAGGUGUAGACGAAGGAGGAGUUUCGAAGGAGUUCUUUCAGUUGGUGUUGGAGGAAAUCUUUAAUCUGGACAUAGGGAUGUUCACCUAUGACAAUGACACCAAACUGUUCUGGUUUAAUUCAUCCUCACUGGAGAACGAAGCACAGUACACACUUAUCGGAAUUGUUCUGGGUCUCGCAAUUUACAACAACUGCAUCCUAGAUGUUCAUUUCCCGAUGGUUGUCUACAGGAAGCUGAUGGGGAAGAAAGGGACCUUCUUGGACCUGUCAGACUCACAUCCAGUCCUCUACCAAAGUAUGAAGGAAGUGCUUGAGUACACCGGCAGCCUGGAGGAGGACAUGAUGCUAACCUUCCAAAUAUCCCACACCGACCUUUUUGGAAACCCUAUGUUAUAUGACUUGAAGGAGAAGGGAGACCAGAUCCCUGUUACCAAGGAGAACAGACAGGAAUUUGUUCAUCUGUAUGCUGACUACAUCCUGAACAACAGUGUGGAGAGCCAAUUCAAAGCCUUUAAAAAAGGUUUCCUGAUGGUUACAAACGAGUCCCCUCUGAAAUACUUGUUUAGACCGGAGGAAGUAGAGCUUCUAAUCUGUGGCAGCAGGAAACUUGACUUUGAAGCACUUGAAAAGACAACUGAAUAUGAUGGAGGUUAUAACAAGGACAGUCAAAUUAUCAAAGAUUUCUGGGAAAUCAUCCACUCUUUCGGGGAGGAGCAGAAACGGCUUUUUCUUCAGUUCACCACAGGCACAGACAGAGCACCAGUUGGAGGUCUCGGCAAAUUAAAAAUGAUCAUUGCGAAGAACGGCUCUGACUCUGACAGGCUGCCGACCUCUCACACAUGUUUCAACGCCCUGCUGCUCCCUGAAUAUUCGUCCAAGGAAAAACUGAAAGAAAGACUCCUCAAGGCUAUCACUUAUGCCAAAGGUUUUGGAAUGCUGUGAAGGAUUCACAAAUAGAGUUUUCUUUCUGUGUGGAAAAGAAACAAGGAAAACCACCAAAACAGAUAAGGGAGACUUAAACAACAAAAUGCUGCAAAAACUCCGUGCCUAAUCUAUCACUCCCAGAUAACUCCACUGCUGGCCUUCCAUGCUGAGCCUUCACUUGCUUUUUAACUUGUUACUUGUGUAGGCAUUAGAAAUCCCAAAGAAGUUAAAACAGCACUCCAGCCUUUUUCCCCACAUGUUCUGGUUAAGAAAAGGCAAAACUCAUGUUUGAUUUGUGAAACUGUGAAAGUAUGCUUACACGUAGUAGCACAUAAAGUAUAUUUAUGAAAUUAGUUUGACUUCUGAUGGCUCUGAAGUUUUUAAAAUGUAGCAGUAUUUGGUCCCUACUGGGCAUGAUGGUGCUCCUUGGCUGUUGGCCUUUUAUAUUACCUUUUAAUGAAAAUAGCCUCAAUGAAAAACGCUUUUUUUCUGUCAGUAAGAGCGACCUUAAGUUUAUUUUAUGACUGAAACAUUUGUGCCGUGUCUCCCGAAACAUAUUUGAACUGAAUAUAGUUUGCUGUGAAGCUGGUGUGAUAGUUUACAGUGGCUUGCUGGGUUUUAAACUGUUUAAAAAUGACUUAGCGGCUGUUUUAGUGUGUCAAACCUGAAUAAGGUGUUGCUCGUCUCUUGGCUUGUUUCCUAAGAGUUACUGAUUUGCACACUUCUAUGUGCAGAUGCCAAAUGUGCAAGGCCUAUUCAAUGGAAACAAUCCUAGUAAAUGUCUGAUUUGGCUAAGUAUCUCAGGUAUGUAAAGUAUUUGCAGAAAAUGUCAAAACCCUUCUGUAAACUCUCCAACAUGCAAAGUAAAUAAAGGUCAAAAGUUUUA
Molecule: messenger RNA, 3765 nt
Organism: Girardinichthys multiradiatus
Lineage: Eukaryota; Metazoa; Chordata; Actinopteri; Cyprinodontiformes; Goodeidae
Gene: ube3a
Product: ubiquitin protein ligase E3A
Exons: 11
Coding region: 432-2897 (821 amino acids)
Biological process (GO): protein polyubiquitination
Molecular function (GO): ubiquitin protein ligase activity
Source: RefSeq, a predicted model, not a curated record